AUGAAUAUAUGUUCCCUUCGCCCCUUCCCGCUUGACGGGGUGUCGGCCUCAGUUUCGACUGGCCUGUCGGGUCAAAGCGUUUUGUCAACUUCCCUAAAGCAAAUAGCACAAGCAAAUGAUCCUACACUCCGUUCGGCCAAGCAGUGUCCGUCUCGCUUGCGAGGCGGCAGCAACAAGGCGAUCGCAACCUCGGCUGUCAUGUUUGUUUGUACAUGUCAGUUUCUCGAGGAAAGGGGUCGUUUGGAGCGUAACCAUUCCACAUACCUCGGCCACAAGUCACCUGGACCGCAUGAACCAGUUGGAUGGCCGCUUUUGCUGGGGCCUCUAGUCAUGUCAUGUCAUGUUCAUGGACUGUUUUGA
Protopolystoma xenopodis is the source of this 360-nucleotide messenger RNA. The record is from the annotation of a GenBank genome assembly. NCBI's taxonomy places the organism in Eukaryota, Metazoa, Platyhelminthes, Monogenea, Polystomatidea, Polystomatidae.